Messenger RNA from Oryza sativa Japonica Group (Japanese rice), 1557 nucleotides. The record is from RefSeq and is a predicted model, not a curated record. Lineage: Eukaryota; Viridiplantae; Streptophyta; Magnoliopsida; Poales; Poaceae.
GUUCGUUGGAGGAUAGGAGCUAGGCUAGGGCUGUUACCAUGCCGUGACCGUGUGGACGUGAUUAUGCCAAAGCGAUCACGCGGAGCAGAGCAGCCUUCCAAAGUUGAAACCGCGGCGUCAUCAUCAUCUCGAUAUUCACCGUUGCUUUGCAGCCAAGCCUCUCCGCGGCGCAAAGCAAGGUAUCCCCAAACAGUAGCAGCUACCGCGAGGUUUGCAUCCAAAGCACGGCGAUCUCAUCCCAGCAACGUACACCGCGCGCCGUGACACGCACAAGCCUUCUCCGCGUACGUCUGCCCGCGCGCGCGCGCAAGCUGGCAAUGGCCGACGACGUCGUCGAAGCCGCGGCGUCGUCCUCUCCCAGUACGCAAGGCGGCGGCGGCGGCGGCAUCCAUGUCGUCGCGAAGAACGCGAUGAACAGCAGCAAGCAGUUCUCCUCGGCCCUCGCGCCCGUGGCCGUGCUGCUCGCCGUCGCCGUCGGGGCCGUCUCCCUGCUGCCAUCGCUGGCGCAGGCGGUGUGGGAGGUGCCCCACCUCUUCCUCCUCGGCCUCGUCGUCUCCUAUGGCGUCUUCGCCCAGAAGAUUUCCACCGGUGGCAGCGGCGGAGGCGGCGGCGGCGGCGGUGGAGAUGAUGGCGCCAGGGCGUGGAACUCUCGGUACCUCAGCGACGACCCCCUCGUCGUGGUCGCCGACAAUGCGGCGAGUGACGACGGCGGCGGCGGCGGCGCGAGCGGGAGGCCGCUUUCCUUGCCGGUGCGGAGGCUGAAGCCGCCGCCACCGGCGCCGACGAUGCCGGGGAUAGAGUCCGAAGCCGGCGAUGCCAGCGACGACGGCAUUGGCGCAGAGACGGACAGCUCCGCAUCGACGGCGGGAUUCUGGGGCGCCGCCCCUUCGCCGCCCUCUGUUCUUGACGCCGUCUGCAGGUCCCGGAAACCCGCUGCUACUGCGACGGCGGCGGCGCCGUCCGCCAUGUCGAAGGGCUUCCCGAGCUACAUUUCUCCGGCGCCUCGUUGCGACCAGUCGUUCAGCGACGACGGCGAGGUCACCGACUGGGACGACGACGACGACGAGAAGGCUGACGUGCAGGACGAGAUGGCCGCGUCGCCGCAAAGGUCGUACGUCGACCAUGACGACUACAACGGUGACGGUGAUGAGCUCUCCGAGCUGGCGGCGGAGGUGGAGGACGAGGUGGACAGGAAGGCCGACGAGUUCAUCGCCAAGUUCAGGGAGCAAAUCAGGUUGCAGAGGUUGUAGGCGUUCAUGGCAACUUGGCAAGUAUGCAUACGUGAUGCAUGCAGUCAUGCACCGUACCGUGGAGUGAGUAAAACCAUUAUGAGCCAUUUUACGUACGAAGGGGGAUCGUGACAUGGGUGUACUUGUGAACAGCUGAUCUGUUCAUCGGUAACGUCAUGUUUCUUGUAUCAUUUUUUCUCUCUUUUUCUAUUUUGAUUUUAUUUUGGUGAUUUUAUGCCGAUAGGAGCCGGAUAAAAGGAGGUGUUAAUGAACGGAAAAUAACGUUCUUCGGAUGCAUCCAUUUCUAGGUAUGUACAUGUACGGCUUU